UCCAUAUGUCCCGUGAUGAAGAGGCGAGAAAGGACAGACACGCAUGGCAUGCAUUCAAUGUGUAUUGUUUUCCCAUUGAUGGCAUGGAUGCAUGUGUCCAGGUGUUGACAGCAGCGAGGCCGUUAGUUCGCAGCAGCACACGUAAGGGAGACAGGAAGACCUCCACACAAGUCCAUCGUCGGCAUGCCAUUGUGUGUUGUUCAUUCAGACCAGUUAUCUAUGGCGUCCGAGUCAGUGCCCUCCCUGCGGCACCUCGAAGCGGCCUCCACUUCUGGCGCAGCUGCACAAGCAGCCACCUACAGAGAUCUCCGCAGGCGUCACACUGGCGAACGUGCCGGUCCAACACGUCAUAGAGAUCCCGACAGAGCUUCAUGACGUUUUGGCCUUCGAGAUUGCUGACGUGGAGGGUACUUUGAAGGUCAUUUCUGUGCUGGAGAGGGGGAGGGGCCACUCCGUCUGGCGGCCAUCUAUCGGCUCACCCGCGCCGGCACGACACUGCCCCUGGUGCUGUCGGCCGAUUCGAUGGCCACCGCAAUGGCUUCCCCCGAGCUGCCCUUCACCAUGUCCUUCUACAAGGCCAUCGGACAUCUAUUCUCAUACAGCGGGCGCAGCCUGGCCCUGCAGCCAGCCAACAACGGGGCGUAUCAGAUCGGCAAUCGACUAUUCGUGUGGGGUCAUCGGCUCGGGUGAAGUGGACCGAUCCCGUCAUCCGCCACUGCGUGUGUGUUUACCCCUCCUUCACGGAAUUCUUGCUGCACUGCCUCUUGAGCGCCUGGGCUGGCCAGGAGGUGGGCAUCAGAGAGGUGCUCUCCGCAUCCAUGGACAGCGCCGUCAGCCCCUAUCAGUCGCUGCUGCUCAGGGGUGAAGCGAAAAUCACCAAGGAAGACGGCCUAAUCGUCGACUUGAGCUACGACAAUCGCGACCUGAACCGGGGAUGCACGAGAUGCGACGGCUGCCGUCUCGUGGUAGUGAGCGGCUUCCGGACCAAUGACACGGUCGCCGCCUACCUGUGGGUGGAGAGCGGCUCCGUCUAUCUGUGGAAGACCGAGCUGUCUGCUGCUGGCGCAUCGCAGCCCUGGACAUGAGAUUCCCAGUGUCAAUGCCGUUGUGGCGCCGGGUGCUCCGGCCAUUUAGCCUCGAGAGUGCCGUCAUCGAUGGAGGUACAGUGGCCGUGUGAUGUGACUGUUGCUCUGCGGCUGGGCAAGGGAGCCGGCUGGUUGAUUGGAGUCAUUCAUUCAUGCAGUGUGCUCGUGGGGCUGACUGCACGAGUGAGCACCUAAGCUCUCUGUGGCCUGGCCGGAUGCACGCGUUUCUGGUGGCGCGUGUGCGGCUUGCCAGCGG
Messenger RNA from Vitrella brassicaformis, 1341 nucleotides. Lineage: Eukaryota; Vitrellaceae. The record is from the annotation of a GenBank genome assembly.